Vigna unguiculata (cowpea) is the source of this 1382-nucleotide messenger RNA. RefSeq names its product purine permease 1-like. Gene Ontology annotation, molecular function: purine nucleoside transmembrane transporter activity. The record is from RefSeq and is a predicted model, not a curated record. Gene Ontology annotation, cellular component: membrane. Lineage: Eukaryota; Viridiplantae; Streptophyta; Magnoliopsida; Fabales; Fabaceae.
AAACAUAUCGAUAAGCAUUUUACAUAUGUAACAUAUUUCCAACACCAGAGAAGAAGAAGAGUUAGAACUGCAGCUAUGGCGGAAGGAAGCGAAGGAGAGAAAAACAGAACCAUGAAACGGCUUCCUCUCAUAAUAAACUGUCUCUUACUCGCCGUCGGAACCUCCGGCGGCCCCCUCGUUAUGCGUCUCUACUUCCUCCGUGGCGGCAAACGCGUCUGGCUUUCAAGCUUCCUCGAGACAGCCGGCUUCCCCUUCAUGCUACUUCCCCUCGCCGUCUCUUACUUCCGCCGCCGCGCAGCGGCAGCAGCGGCGGGAACGGCCAAACCCAGUCCGGUCUCGAUGAAACCCGCUCUCUUCGCGGCCUCCGUCUUCAUCGGAGUCCUCACCGGUCUCGACGACUAUCUCUACGCCUACGGCGUGGCGCGCCUCCCCGUGUCCACGUCAGCACUCAUCAUCGCCACACAACUCGGCUUCACCGCGUUCUUCGCGUUCCUGCUGGUGCGCCAGAAGUUCACCUCGUACUCCGUGAACGCCGUCGUUUUGCUAACAAUCGGCGCCGGCAUUCUGGCGCUCCACGCCAGCGGAGACCGCCCCCCCGGCGAGUCCAUGAAGGCCUACGUCAUGGGGUUCGUGACGACAGUAAUCGCUGCAGCCUUGUACGGCUUGGUGUUACCCAUGGUGGAGUUGGUGUACAAAAAAACCAAACAACCUAUUACCUAUUCCCUUGUCAUGGAGAUUCAGUUGGUGAUGUGCUUCUCCGCCAGUGUCUUCUGCUUCAUCGGCAUGAUCAUUAACAACGACCUUAAGGUGAUUCCGAGAGAAGCUAAAACGUUCAAGCACGGGGAAGUUAAUUACUACGUUGUGUUGGUGGGGAGUGCAAUACUAUGGCAAGCUUUUUUCUUGGGAGCCAUUGGGGUUAUUUUUUGUGCCUCUUCUUUGUUUUCUGGUAUCUUAAUUGCGGUGUUGCUGCCCAUAACGGAGGUGUUGGCGGUUAUUUUCUACAAAGAGAAGUUUCAAGCGGAGAAGGGUGUUUCUCUGUUGCUGUCGCUCUGGGGAAUGGUGUCUUACUUCUAUGGGGAGAUCAAACAUGAGAAGAAGAUGAAGAAAAAGAAGAGCAGUGACAUUGAAGCAACUAUGAUGCCUGAAUUGGGAAUUAUUGAAAGAUGAGAAUGUACUGUUUAGGUUGUUGGUUGUGGUGAAAUCGUAGAGAACAUUAUGGUAUAGAUUCGUUGACUAUGUUUGGGUGUGGUUUCGUCCAUAAAAAGUGUGCUCUCACAAAGUAGUCAACAUUAAAUAAGGAUCCUAUCUUUGUCCAACCACAUUAAUGUCCCUGCUACGCCAAUCCUUUAUUAAAGGUUUCAUUCAAAUCAAUUUUAUUCUUU